GAGUUAGGGGAGGUGGCAAUGCAGCCCUCACAGUGAGCUGCGAGGGACCCACGCGCCUCUCGGUACAGCACACAACUGCGGUGCAAAAGGCGGCAAAAACACGAGAGGCGGAAGGAAGAACUGGCCAGUGUAAGGAAGUCCCGGGUGUAGGAAUGCAGCGUAACUAAAACCUCGAAAUUGUUCCCGAGAGCAAUUUUAACAGUCGGAGCGAUUUGGCAAAGGUUUGCGAAUUAGCUCCCGACAUUUUUUUUUUUUUUUUUCUGUGAGUAAAGUCAGCGGUGGGAGCGAUUUAGUACGAUAUUUCUGCCCCUUCUGCCCCUAUGGCACACUCAAGCCGGGAGGGUCGUGACUGAUAGCCAAGGCCACCGUGGCUGCCUUUCUACUUUCAAGUACUGCCAUAUAGUAAAUUUGACUCAGCAUUUAAUUCUUUAGGAUGCAAGAUGUUCUUAAGAGUACGAUAAGAAACAGAUUUUCGAUGCCAACAGCGUCUUGUGGCGCUUGAAUCCAAGGAUGAAAAAUGGAAGUCAUCCUAUUUUCAAGUUUUUAUAACACGGUCUGUGUGUCACACAAACAUUCCAUUAGUGACAAAUUGUGAACCACUCAUUCUUCAACUCAUCGAGAUGGCGGAGAAACAUUUUCGCUCCAUCAGCAUUAUGUUUGCUUCUUCCCGAAGUCUCCCCUUUAUAACUGGCGUUGGUGGCAGUGGUCUCUCCCUAAGCCUGCCGCCACGGCCCACCGCCAACACCGCCACCGCCCGCAUCGCCACUCACCAGCACCACCACCACCAUGCCUGAGUACAAGCUGACCUACUUCAACGGCCGCGGCAUGGGGGAGCUCAUCCGCUGGAUCUUCCUCUACGGGGACAUCCCAUUCACGCAGGAACGGGUCGAGCUGUCCGAGUGGCCCGAGAGGAAGAAAGCAACACUCGGGGGCAAGUUGCCAACACUGGAGGUGGAUGGCGAGUUGCUGCUGCAAUCGUCAGCCAUCGGCCGCUACCUGGCCACCAAGGCAGGUCUGGUGCCUCAGUGUCCUUGGCGCGCCGCGCAGUGUGAUGCCCUCGUCGAUACAUUUAAGGAUGUCCUCUUCGCUCUAUUCGAUAUCGUUUCGCCAGAAGACAAGACUGAAGAGGAGAAGCAGAAGAAGCUGAGAGAGGAAUACUUACCACAGACGCUUGGGCCGCUGAUGGAGAGUCUUGAGCAACGGCUGCAGGGCAAGGAGUGGUUCGUUGAGGACAAGAUGACGUGGGCGGACCUGGCCAUCGGGCGCACCAUGGAGGAGGUGUUCCAGGCGCUACCUGACCUGCGCCAAAAGUUCCCGAGGGUGAACGCACAGGCCGAAAAGAUCUAUCAGCUGCCUAGGAUCAAGGAGCAUCGCAAAACUCGCCCAGUUACCUCCUUCUGAGUCACCUGCAGCUGUUACUACCACUGUUACUUCCACCAGUGUCAUCCCUGCCACUGUUCCUGCUGCUACAGGCUACAAAGAUAAAUGUCACCGAUAAGACUGGGUACGCCAACCUAUGUAGUACCUUAAUUCCUAAUUUGAUAUGAAAUGUGACGGCUUUCAUCAGCUGCCAUAUUUAGGGAGUAUUUCAGCCUGGUUUGCGUAAACUACUUCUACAGCUGCUUCGUCUGAUGGUCGGCAUUAAUUCACAUUGAUUCGGGUGUGCUGGCAUUUACUAGUAGAGGAAAGUGCAGUACUAAACAAUACUGUGAGUGUAGCACGGCUUACCUGUAGUCUUGCCGCCUCUUCAACUUCCUGUUCGUUCCUCUAAUGAUAUUGAAAGUCUCUCUCUCUCUCUCUCUCUCUCUCUCUCUCUCUCUCUCUCUCUCUCUCUCUCUCUCUCUCUCUCUCUCUCUCUCUCAGUAUCUACUUCUCUGUAUGGGCAGUGUGGUCAUCGUAACCACUCCUUACUGGGUGUUCCUUUGUAGCGCAACAAAUAUACGUCUUCUUGCAAUACAAAUGUUUACAUCAAGUAAGCAGGCAGUCACUGAAUUAGCUUGCAUGUAAAGCUAUUAAGUUCAUUAUUCUACUUUCUUUAAGAAA
Scylla paramamosain (green mud crab) is the source of this 2043-nucleotide messenger RNA. Its product is annotated as hematopoietic prostaglandin D synthase-like. Gene Ontology annotation, biological process: glutathione metabolic process. The record is from RefSeq and is a predicted model, not a curated record. The transcript is spliced from 5 exons. Gene Ontology annotation, molecular function: glutathione transferase activity. NCBI's taxonomy places the organism in Eukaryota, Metazoa, Arthropoda, Malacostraca, Decapoda, Portunidae. The coding region runs from base 787 to 1401 and encodes 204 amino acids.